Molecule: messenger RNA, 642 nt
Organism: Pseudozyma flocculosa PF-1
Lineage: Eukaryota; Fungi; Basidiomycota; Ustilaginomycetes; Ustilaginales; Ustilaginaceae
Exons: 3
Coding region: 1-642 (213 amino acids)
Biological process (GO): endoplasmic reticulum to Golgi vesicle-mediated transport; vesicle fusion with Golgi apparatus
Cellular component (GO): trans-Golgi network; membrane
Source: RefSeq, a predicted model, not a curated record
AUGACGGCCUCGGCCGGAUACGCACCCGGCUCCGCCGCCCACUCGAUGAUGUCGAGCCAGAUGGGCUUCUGGUCCGCCUUUGGCACCGGCGGCUUCCCCGACGAGCCAUCAUUGAUGGAAGAGCUGGGGAUCAACAUCGGCCACAUCGUCGACAAGACGCUGACGGUGCUCAACCCAUUACACCGCUACUCGUCGGCCCACGCAAAGGACGCGCACCUCAUGGACGACGCCGACCUGGCGGGCCCGCUCCUCUUCUGCUUUAUUUUCGGCAUGACGCUCCUGCUGGCGGGCAAGUCGCAGUUCGGCUACAUCUACGGCGUCGCCCUCCUCGGCGACGUGUCCAUCUACCUCCUCCUCAACCUCAUGGCCGAGGGCGGCAUCGACGCCUACCGCGUCGCCUCGGUGCUCGGUUACUGCCUCCUCCCGCUCUGCUUCCUCAGCGCCGCCUCGGUCGUCGUCAGCCUCAACUCAUUCGUGGGCUACGUCGUCUCGCCCCUCUUCAUCCUCUGGUGCUCGACGUCGGCAUCCGGCAUCUUUGUCUCGAUCCUCGGCCUCUCGGACCAGCGCCUCCUCGUCGCCUACCCCGUCUGCCUCUUUUACGCCUGCUUCGCCCUCCUCAGCGUCUUCGACGUCGGACGCUGA